AUAUAUAGGAUUGAAGAUCUCGCUGUUAAGUCUACAUGCAAAGGAUGGUUUCUUGGAGCUUCCACAAAUUUAAAAUCAUGAAGCUUCUAUUAUUGCUACUGUUGUGUGUUUUUCUAGAUAAGUCCCAAGCUGUUGAUGACUACGAUGAGGAGGUUCCUUUGGAUGUCCGUGGUCAUCGACCCAUUGACAGGAAGAGAGAAGAGCUUCCCAGCCUGAGACCCGCACCACCUCCCAUCAGUGGAGGUGGCUAUCGAGCUCGUCCAGCCCAAGCAGCUGCCUCCCAAAAGAAAACGGAAAGAAAAGCCCCUGAUGCUGGAGGCUGUCUUCAUGCUGACCCAGAACUGGGUGUAUUGUGUCCUACAGGAUGUCAGUUGCAAGAUGCUUUGAUAAAACAGGAAAGGCCAAUCCGAAACAGUGUUGAUGAGUUAAAUAACAACAUGGAGUCUGUUUCCCAGACCUCCUCUUCCACAUUUCAGUACAUGUAUUUGCUAAAAGACAUGUGGCAGAAGAGGCAGAAGCAAGUAAAAGAUAAUGAAAACGUAAUAAAUGAGUACUCUUCAGAACUGGAAAAGCAUCAAUUAUAUAUAGAUGAGACUGUGAACAGUAAUAUCCCAACUAACCUUCGUGUGCUCCGUUCAAUCCUGGAAAAUCUGAGAAGCAAAAUACAAAAAUUAGAAACUGAUGUCUCCGCUCAGAUGGAAUAUUGCCGUACCCCAUGCACUGUCAGCUGCAAUAUUCCUGUAGUGUCUGGCAAAGAAUGUGAAGAAAUUAUCAGAAAAGGAGGUGAAACCUCUGAAAUGUAUCUCAUUCAGCCUGACAGUUCUAUCAAACCAUAUAGAGUAUACUGUGAUAUGAAGACAGAAAAUGGAGGAUGGACGGUCAUUCAGAACCGUCAAGAUGGUAGUGUCGACUUUGGCAGGCAAUGGGAUCCAUAUAAACAAGGCUUUGGAAAUGUUGCAACCAAUACAGAAGGGAAAAACUACUGUGGGGUACCAGGUGAGUAUUGGCUUGGAAAUGAUAAGAUUAGCCAGCUUACCAGGAUGGGACCAACAGAACUUCUGAUUGAAAUGGAGGACUGGAAAGGAGACAAGGUAAAGGCUCACUAUGGAGGAUUCACUGUACAGAAUGAGGCCAACAAAUACCAGAUCUCAGUUAACAAAUAUAAGGGAACAGCUGGCAAUGCCCUCAUGGAUGGAGCCUCUCAGCUGGUGGGAGAAAACAGAACCAUGACCAUUCACAACGGCAUGUUCUUCAGCACGUACGACAGAGACAAUGAUGGCUGGUUGACCACAGAUUCCAGAAAACAGUGUUCUAAAGAGGAUGGCGGUGGAUGGUGGUAUAACAGAUGUCAUGCAGCCAAUCCAAAUGGCAGAUACUACUGGGGUGGACAGUACAGCUGGGACAUGGCAAAGCACGGCACAGAUGACGGAGUAGUAUGGAUGAACUGGAAGGGGUCAUGGUACUCAUUAAAGAAGAUGAGUAUGAAGAUCAGGCCCUUUUUCCCACAGCAAUAAGCCCCCAAACAAAGAUUUUUAUUCUUCCAUAUGUGACAUCAUUUUUAUAUAUUACGUUGUUGGAAUUUUCUUUCGUACAUUUUAUCCCUCUAAAACUCUCCAAUGGUUGUGAGUGUAACUUUUUGGAAAAGGUAUAGGAUAAAUGACAUUAAAAAUAACACAUAAGUUUCUUUUGUAUUUCUCAUUUAUCUUGCUCAACAAGAAGUAAAUGAAAGGAUAUUUAUGGACAGAGUCAGUGUUCAUAAUUUCAAUUCUAGUUGACAGUGAAAAGUUUCAAAUUAGGAAGAAAGAUCUUUCUCCUAGAAAACUAUGAGGCUAACUAAAAACUGAGGUUUAAAAGUCCAUUUUUAAAACAAUAUUUAUUUAUGUAGGAUCUGUAACAGAAAACUUUAAAAAAGAUUUAUUAAUUAAACAGUCUCUGUUUCAAUAA
Molecule: messenger RNA, 1944 nt
Organism: Carlito syrichta (Philippine tarsier)
Lineage: Eukaryota; Metazoa; Chordata; Mammalia; Primates; Tarsiidae
Gene: FGB
Product: fibrinogen beta chain
Exons: 8
Coding region: 36-1514 (492 amino acids)
Biological process (GO): blood coagulation; platelet activation; protein polymerization
Cellular component (GO): fibrinogen complex
Molecular function (GO): signaling receptor binding
Source: RefSeq, a predicted model, not a curated record